Messenger RNA from Ruditapes philippinarum (Manila clam), 2330 nucleotides. Its product is annotated as transcription initiation factor TFIID subunit 11-like. Lineage: Eukaryota; Metazoa; Mollusca; Bivalvia; Venerida; Veneridae. The record is from RefSeq and is a predicted model, not a curated record. Bases 252 to 1523 code for a protein of 423 amino acids. The transcript has 2 exons.
AUUAUUAGAUUCGAAUCUAUAAACACCGCAUUUGCUUUUCCGAAAGAAAAAUCAUUGUUUUAUUUUCUAUUUAGAUGUAUAAAACUUUUCUCUUGCUACGAUAUUGUGAUAAUAAAAAAAUUUGUGUUAUCGUUGAAAAUCGUGUGUAUAACCUUAAUGAAGAAUAUGAAAAGCGAUUUAUUGUUAUAAAGGUAUAAACUACAUUGUAUAUAAUUCAAUACUAAAAAAGGAUUAGCAAAAACUAAGAAAUAAUGUUGGAUACGUCGUUCAAUAGAAGUGGCUGGACAUUCAAACGUAUGCGAUUAAAAACAAAGUGGGCAGUUGAAAUCGCACGGCAAAAAGUAUUUGGCACCCGCCCUAUUCGACCCAUUAAAGUCAUAGAGCCAACUGAAGACAUAACAGGAGUUAGGGUUCUUCCUGUGAGAAAAGCUGCUGUAAAAGCGAAAGAGCGACUCAAGGAAAUGUGUAUGCAAGAUCAAGAUAAAUGCAAUGAAUCUAAUGAUGAUCCAACUCCGCUCAAGAGUAAAAAGUCAGGAAAAGGACCUGAAAAAUAUCAUUUGUCUAAAUUAGAUUCCAAGAAUUCUAAUGGGAGUAGUAAUAAUAUUGGAUGUAAACGAGGAAAUAAGAAUUUGAAGCAACGUCACAUUAAAGUUGGUAAAAAUAAGGCAAGAAAACUAACUAGAAAGGAAAAGGGACUGUUAAAACAUUUUAAGAUUAAACCAUGCAUUGUUUGUAUCCCGAUGCUUACAGAUAAACCUUUAACCGUGCAUAAGUCGGUAGAAAAUAUUUCGCCGCUAGAUUCCGUCCCAGCGCUAGAUCCGAUCCAGACAGAACACCCAUUUGGGGAACAAAUUUCUGAAAAUGUAAAUACUGAGCCGACAUGUGUUAAUAAAAGGAAGAGAAAGAAGCCAUUAAGAAUCAUAAAGAAGAUAGGAGAGAGCGGCUGGAAUCCAAUUGUUGUAAGUGACGAAGAUUCAGACAUUGAAAAUGUGGAACCAAAUUUAACACCAUUGACUGAACAUUUGUACUCUCCAUUACUUCUAAAUGAUGAUUCCGAUGAUGCUGAUGAUGACAAAGCUGAUGAUGAUGACGACGAUGAUGAUUUGAUAAGCAUUGCAGACGUUAAUGAUUUUACUAAUGACGACAAUGACCCUAAUGAUGCCGAUACGGAAGAGGAUGAAUUUGAUUUUAUAGACAAUAUUAAUGAUUCUUUUGACGAAAACAGUGACAUAUUCACAGACAUGGACGGUGACAGAGAUGAUAGUAUUAAUGGUGAUGAAAAUGAUAGUUAUAGUGAUGAUGAUGAGGAGGAGGAGGAGGAAGAAGAAGAAGUAGAAGAAGACGGAUACGCUUUUGACGAUGACGACGAAGCACUUACAUUUUCUAAAGCUCAAAGUCCUAAGACAUACAGCAGUAUUAGAGGCAAAACUCUGAUAGCACCAGCAACUUUUCAGCCAACAAAAUUCAAAGUUUCUCCUCCAAAAUUUACUUUGCCUCCAACAUUACGAGCCGGAGCCUUUUAAGAUUGUGUGCGGGACGUCCGUGACUGGGUUGAUAAGGUCGUUGACUUCAAACCACGUGUCCAUCAUCACUGUGGGUUCAAAUCUCGACAAGGACUUUGGAUUCUUUAAUGUGAGGAAGUUAUCCAGCUAGCUUACGGAACGUCGGUGUUCUAUACCCAGGUACCCGUUAGGGCCUGAAAAAGAGCACAGGCGGUUACCUGAGGUCUUCCCCCACCAGUAAAGCUGUAAAGUCGCCACAUGACUUAUACUGUGUUGGUACGAUUCUACUCAAUCAAUCAAUCAAUCAAUCAAUCAAUCAAACAAACAAUUUUAUAUGAACGCGGAUGCUACAAAAAUAAAAAAAGUCUAUUUAUUGACUUAAAAUGCUGAAUAACAAGAAGAUGGACGUUUAUUAAAUUAUUUAAAGACUGUCUAUUGUCAAUCUUGGAGAUGUGUUAAGAUAUAAAUGUGAUGUUAGCCUGGUCUGACCACACGAAUAUGCCGGCUGGCCUGGCUCUAUAUUGGUUGCAAAGGCUGUAUAACUUUUUCCAGCAAGGGAAGUUAGUGGGGGAAGAUUUACGUUGAAAUAUUUUCAUUUGGGGCAAGAUUAAGUGUUUGGGAGUAAGAUGGUGGUUUUACUUGGGGCAACAUGUUCGGGUUCUUACUUCUCUGGUUUAACGUAAAACAAUGCGGGUCAAUUUCUAAAUCAUGUUGAUUAAUAUGUCAUUCCAUUUUUAGAUAUAAAUGCUAUUUUUAAAUGCCAUCUUGCAUGAUUGUUUCCAUUGAACCAAAGUACAACUUCUAUUUUUAAGGUCAUUUUUUAUUAGA